CAUGACGUCGGCUGUGAGAUCCACGCCAUGGCGCUUGAAAGUUGUCCACGUUGAUCUCUCUGUGGUUCUUCACACUUCUUUGGUGUGCGCGCCGCGACAUCACCGCGGAUUCAACAAUUGGCCGCUGGAUGUUGACACCUUUUUCUCCCGCAAGACCGGCGGCGAGGCUCCGGGCGUCCGGCUCCAUCCCUCCCAGGACUCGGCAGGGUGGCCGUGACGAGUCUGCGUGGGGGCUUCACGUCGUCUUGGAGCCGCCGCCGUCCCCGACAGGUGUGCGUUGGCGCGUCACACAACAAUUGCGUGGACUUUAUUAGUGGAAGAUGCGGAGCUGGGACGCAUGCAAGAGAACAUGAGGAGGAGUCCACACCGCGCAAGUAUGGGACUUCCUGUGCUUUGCAGAUGGCUGGUGUUCAUAGCGGCGGUGCCUGCCUGGCUGCUGGCGGCUCCAAACGGCAACCGCGAGCGUCCCUGCCUAGCGAGCUGCAGAUGCGACGGCAAAAUAAUCUACUGCGAAUCCAACGCGUUUCGUGACGUGCCGAGCAACGUGUCCGUGGGAACACAGGGACUCUCGCUGCGUUACAACAGCCUGAUGAACCUCAGGGCCCACCAGUUUGCGGGCCUCAGUCAGCUGGUUUGGUUGUACCUUGACCACAACUACAUCGGCGCCGUGGACGGCCAAGCGUUCCACGGCAUACGCAGGCUCAAAGAAUUGAUUCUCAGCUCCAAUAAGAUGACCCUACUUAAGAACAACACUUUCCAUGAUGUACCCAACCUCCGCAAUCUGGACCUCUCCUACAAUAAACUACAGGUACUUCAGCCUAAUCAAUUUGUGGGGCUGAGGAAGUUACUCAGUUUACACUUGAGGUCCAAUUCUUUAAAAACUGUCCCCAUGCGGGUUUUCCUUGACUGCCGCAACCUGGAAUUCCUGGAUAUUGGCUACAACAGGCUACGGAGUCUCACUCGUAACGCCUUUGCCGGACUCUUCAAGCUCAUCGAGCUGCAUUUGGAGCACAACCAGUUUUCCAAGAUCAAUUUUGCACAUUUCCCCCGCCUGACCAACCUGAGGGCCCUCUACUUGCAAUGGAACCGCAUCAAAGCGCUGACUCAGGGCCUGCCGUGGAUGUGGACUUCCCUGCAAAAGCUCGACCUGUCUGGAAACGAAGUCCAGACCUUGGACCCGAGUACGUUCCAAUGCCUGCCCAACCUCCAGACGCUCAACCUGGACUCCAACAAACUGAACAACGUGUCUCAGCAGACAGUGGAGACUUGGAUCUCCCUCACCACCAUAAGUCUGGCGGGUAAUCUGUGGUACUGCAACCCAAACAUAUGUCCCCUAGUGGACUGGCUCAAGGCCUUCAAAGGGAACAAGGAGACCACGAUGAUCUGCACAGGCCCUAAGGAGGCACAAGGAGAAAAAGUAAGCGAUGUGGUGGAGACUUAUAACAUUUGCACAGUAACGCCGAGCCCCAUUACCUCGACAAGGGCACCGCUCACGUCUGCGUUUCAAAGCGAACCGCCCCCCCUUCCCACGCAGCCUGAAGUGGAUGAGAAGCUCACAGGGAACAGGACAGCCACCCCGACCCUUACCCCUACCCAGGCCUCCCCCACCAUCCCUUCACCAGAUUCCGAGUACGUGUCCUUCCAUAAGAUCAUCGCCGGUAGCGUGGCUCUGCUGCUGUCGGUGACUAUCAUCCUCCUUGUUAUUUACGUCUCAUGGAAGCGCUAUCCCAGCAGCAUCAAACAACUUCAGCAGCGCUCGGCGGUCAAAAAGCGGCAGAAAAAAAGCCGGGAGACGGAGCGCUCGCUUAGUUCGCCACUGCAAGAGUAUUACGUGGACUACAAGCCUUCGCACUCAGAGACAAUGGAUGUGCUGGUUAAUGGGACAGGACCUUACACAUACACCAUCUCAGGCUCCAGGGAAUGUGAGAUCCCGCUGCAGCUGAGAGCCCUGACGUACGGCUGCGAGCAGUCAGUGCUGGACUACUGCCACGCUCACCUGCACCUCAACACGGAGCCCCGCAUUCAGGAGACGGACAGUCGCAGGCCGAGCAGGUACCAGCGGGGCCCGGUGGCCCAGCCUGUGUCGUCCUUCUCCCGGACCCAUUCCCUCCGACAGUAAACACCAGUAAAUAAUCGGCAGACUUUUGGAAUAAAACAAGCUGUUGAAGGGAAGGUGUGCUGGUAAAGAAGCAACAGAGACACUUCAUCUGCUGAAGAGCAUCCAGGGCCACAGGGUAAUGAGGAGGACAUAUUUCUCCGUGGAAAUAUAAGUCUGCUAUUGAUUGAUGAGUCCCUGACCCAUCAAACCCUCAAUAUGCCUCAAUUAGCCAAGGAGGCUGAACAGCAGCCUGACUUUUAAUGUUCCGCUCCUGCUCGUUGAGGAGUGUCAAGGAUAAUACUUCACUCAUUUCUUAAUCCCAUGAAAAGAUUCUGUAUUUUUGCCACUUGUCCACGUCUGGGUGCCUCUUCUGUGUCAGGUAAAGUAAACAAACGCAAAAGGCUUCAAAAAAAAACACCAGACGUGAGAAACUGUGUUGGAAGUUUUUCGUUCUGCUGCUUUUUUGUUUUGUUUGGAUGUUGCGAUCGUUAUGAAUCUGUCGGGGAGAAGACCCCGGACCACUUUCAUGUCCACGCUAAAUUACAGAACGGACGGGAAAAGUGUCACAUGUACAGCCAGAAAAUAGUAUUUUUGAUUACGCCGAUUGCAUCGCCACAAAGUCCAGCCCCUGCUUCUGCUCCACCAGGGUCCUCUGAAUGAGAGUCAAGCUGCGUUAGGCAUUGAGCUAAAAGCCCGGGCUGUCAACUUCUCAUCCAGCGCUCGUUUUUAAGGCAGGGAUAUUUAACUACAUUGUUCUGGGGGACACAUUUCCAGAGAGCUAAGGACCAGGGUGUCACUAUGGGCCUGAUUUACUAACAUGUAAAUACCAUGCACUUAACAGCGUGUGCAAUCUAUACAAUAGUGUGUGCUCUUAGUUUUAGACUCCAUAGCUCCUGUUUUUGUGUGCACCCUUGUUUGUUUUAGUUACCAUGGCAACUUAUGAUUUUCACCUGCCUCUGGUGUUCGGGACACGCACCUGUUUCCAAUCAAGAGACAUGAUUUAGGCCCACCUUUGCCAGUGAGUCGUCCUGGCGUCAUUAUUGGUUUCAUGCCACAGUUUUAUGUUGUGCUAUGCCAUAGUUCAUGUUAGUUGUUUCAUGCCACAGUUUCAUGUCGUGCUAUGCCAUAGUUCAUGUUAGUUGUUUCAUGCCACAGUUUAAUUUUGUUCCAUGCCAUAGUUCAUGUUAGUUGUUUCAUGCCACAGUUUCAUGUUGUGCUAUGCCAUAGUUCAUGUUAGUUGUUUCAUGCCACAGUUUCAUGUCGCGCUAUGCCAUAGUUCAUGUUAGUUGUUUCAUGCCACAGUUUCAUGCCGCGCUAUGCCAUAGUUCAUGUUAGUUGUUUCAUGCCACAGUUUCAUGUCGCGCUAUGCCACAGUUCAUGUUAGUUGUUUCAUGCCACAGUUUCAUGUCGUGCUAUGCCAUAGUUCAUGUUAGUUGUUUCAUGCCACAGAUUCAUGUUGUGCUAUGCCAUAGUUCAUGUUAGUUGUUUCAUGCCACAGUUUCAUGUUGUGCUAUGCCAUAGUUCAUGUUAGUUGUUUCAUGUUACAGUAAGUCUUGUUUGUUCUAUGUCCAUAGUUCAUGCUAAGUGUUAGCUAUGUUUCCUGCGUUAAGUUUUUUUUUUGUUCUUUACCCUCUCGUGCGAACGGCACGCUUUCCGUUUGUGUUAGUUCCUGUCUUUUGUGAUGUGUAGUAUUGAUUAAUUAAUAGAUAUGUUCCUACCUUCAAGUCCUGUCCGGAAUAGUCCGUUUGCAUCCUGGGAGAACAAACCUCGCAGUAAGCUGCGACCCCCCCCCCCCCC
Messenger RNA from Entelurus aequoreus (snake pipefish), 3895 nucleotides. RefSeq names its product leucine-rich repeat transmembrane neuronal protein 4. The transcript is spliced from 3 exons. The coding region runs from base 338 to 2119 and encodes 593 amino acids. The record is from RefSeq and is a predicted model, not a curated record. Lineage: Eukaryota; Metazoa; Chordata; Actinopteri; Syngnathiformes; Syngnathidae. Gene Ontology annotation, molecular function: protein binding.